AUGACGGGGGCAGGAGAUGACGGGGGCAGGAGAUGGAGGAGACAGGAGAUGGAGGAGACAGGAGAUGGAGGAGACAGGAGAUGGAGGAGACAGGAGAUGGAGGAGACAGGAGAUGGAGGAGACAGGAGAUGGAGGAGACAGGAGAUGGAGGAGACAGGAGAUGGAGGAGACAGGAGAUGGAGGAGACAGGAGAUGGAGGAGACAGGAGAUGGAGGAGACAGGAGAUGGAGGAGACAGGAGAUGGAGGAGACAGGAGAUGGAGGAGACAGGAGAUGGAGGAGACAGGAGAUGGAGGAGACAGGAGAUGGAGGAGACAGGAGAUGGAGGAGACAGGAGAUGGAGGAGACAGGAGAUGGAGGAGACAGGAGAUGGAGGACACAGGAGAUGACGGCGACAGGAGAUGGAGGAGAUGGAGGAGACUGGAGAUAA
Messenger RNA from Schistocerca nitens (vagrant locust), 429 nucleotides. Its product is annotated as eukaryotic translation initiation factor 3 subunit A-like. The transcript has a single exon. Lineage: Eukaryota; Metazoa; Arthropoda; Insecta; Orthoptera; Acrididae. The record is from RefSeq and is a predicted model, not a curated record. Bases 1 to 429 code for a protein of 142 amino acids.